AGAACGUGAAGGCAAAUAUUGGAGGGAAAGAGUCGAGAAUCUUAAGAUCGAGAUUUGGUUGGAUGAACAGAAAUUUGUAGGGUUCGGUUCCUUUCAUCAUGAAUUCCGUAAACACAAAAGCUACGGCGGUGCUUUAUCACUAUCCAUGUCCCGACGGCGCGUUCGCCGCUCUCGCCGCUCAUCUCUACUUCUCCGCCGCUUCUCUACCCCCUCUCUUUUUCCCCAAUACCGUCUACAAUCCCCUCAGAACGGACCAGCUUCCCCUGCAUCAAAUUGACGACGUUUAUCUUUUGGAUUUUGUGGGGCCGUUUGGAUUUGUUGAGGACCUAUCUUCUAAAGUUAACAGAGUGAUAAUACUGGACCACCACAAGACGGCUCUUGAAAAGCUCAGCGAUGAGUCUUCAUUUGGUGAAAACGUGACUAAAGUUAUAGAUAUUCAAAGAAGUGGAGCUACAAUAGCUUUUGACUAUUUCAAGCAAAAGCUAAUACAAGAUGCUUACGGGAAUUUUGACGUUGGUUCUUCCAAUUACAAAGUGCUAAAUGAAUUUGAGCGCAUGAGGAGACUUUAUGAAUACAUUGAGGAUGGCGAUCUUUGGAAGUGGAGUCUUCCAAAUAGUAAAGCUCUUAGCAGUGGUUUCAAAGAUUUGAAUAUUGAAUAUGAUACGCUUUUGAAUCCUAACUUAUUUGAUCAGCUUGUUUGUCUAGACAUCAAGUGUCUUCUUUAUCGCUUAUGUGUGUUUUUGCAGUUACUAUCUCUGGAUAUGGAGACUAUGAUUAGUCGAGGAAUAGCAAGUUUAGCACACAAACAAAAAUUAAUAGAGGAUGCUCUUAAUCAAUCGUAUAGCAUUACACUCGGUGGUGGAGCUUUUGGACGUUGUCUGGCUGUUGAUGCAGAUUCUAUUUCAGAACUAAGGAGUGAAUUAGGACACCAAUUGGCUACUAAGAGUCAAAAUUCAAAUUUAAGAGGCAUUGGGGCUGUUGUAUACCGAGUCCCGGCACUUGGGAAUGACCAGAUGUUGAAAAUAAGUCUCAGAAGUGUUCGUGACGAGGACACAACUCGUAUCUCACAGGGAUUCGGAGGUGGGGGCCAUAAAAAUGCGAGCUCCUUCAUGUUAAGCUCAACAGAAUUCCAGAAGUGGAAGAUUUGAAUGAUGCACACAAGUAUUUGCAGUCGUGAAGUAACUUAAUGGGACUUUUCAUUCAAGGUAAUGUUAUAGCCAUGUGACAUAACAGCAGCCAGCAUCUGUGAAGAUUGCUCAUUAUAACCCUUCCCUCAUCUCAAAGAUUUCAUCCGGGCGGGAUAUGAAAUAAUGUUAAUUUCUGAACUUAUACGUGGAAUGAAUAAGUUGUUCUAAAUUAUACCUACACGGACCAAUCUCGGCAGCGUUCGAGAUGGCUCGACCGUGAGGCAAUCUUGUGAAACUGGACCAUGGUUUCCUGUGAACUGCUUGUAGAUAAUAUGGACAGCUUUAUAAAAUUGAAAAAAAUGGAAAGGAAUCGGUA
Cucurbita moschata (crookneck pumpkin) is the source of this 1503-nucleotide messenger RNA. RefSeq lists its product as uncharacterized. The coding region runs from base 99 to 1148 and encodes 349 amino acids. Lineage: Eukaryota; Viridiplantae; Streptophyta; Magnoliopsida; Cucurbitales; Cucurbitaceae. The record is from RefSeq and is a predicted model, not a curated record. The transcript has 7 exons.